Molecule: messenger RNA, 3478 nt
Organism: Marchantia polymorpha subsp. ruderalis
Lineage: Eukaryota; Viridiplantae; Streptophyta; Marchantiopsida; Marchantiales; Marchantiaceae
Source: the annotation of a GenBank genome assembly
AUCCUUCAGGGGGGCAUCUGCCUUGCCUUCCUUCUCACUUGACGCUGCCCCCCUCGGCCCACUGACUGCUUCUUGUUCCCCCCUCGGGCCUCGGUUGCCUUGCCUGCGAAUGUGCCUGCCUUCCUUCCGUCCGUCCAAAAUCCCCCCCCAAGCCCCUUGAGAGAGACUGAGACUCAGACUCUGAGGGAGAGAGAGAGAGAGUGGUGAGAGAGUGAGUGAGAGAAAGAGAAAGAGAAGUGAGAGAGAGAGAGAGAGAGAGAAAGAAGGAAGAGAGGAGAGAUGCCUCCCCCGGAUCACUCAGGCGCAGCAGGGUCCCGUUCAUGGCAGCGCAGCAGGGAGUCGUCGUAGGAGUCUCAUCGUCGUUGUCGUCGGCGCAUCGCUUGUUGCUCGGAGGAGGCCCAGGAGGCCCAUCGUCGCCCGGUCCGACGCAGAGCCCGUCCUCCUCCUGCUGCCCCACCUCGUGCUCGCCCAGCCUCCAGGCGUCGGCCAGGACACUGCUGGGCUGCUCCUUGCCCCCAGCAGCAGCAGCAGCAGCAGCUGCAGCAGCGGGAUCAGCAGCCUUGGCCUCCGCGGCUGCGCUGGUGGUAUCGACCCAGACUUGCUCUAGUAGCCAGGCCCAGCAGUAUCAGUAUCAGCAGCGUCGCUGCAAUCCUGCGGCUGCGGCCUUCCAUCAUCAUCAGCUGCAGCAGCAGCAGGCCCAGCCCCCAUUCUUGAGCCCUCCUGCUCUUCAAGCGUUGCUGCCGAGCGGAGCGCACUCUGAGAUGCAACCGGCUUCCAUGCUGGGCUCGCGUGGCCCGGUGCCCGGCGUCAGCAGCGCUCGCUCCUCGCUUAGCAAUGCGGCGCUCGCCAUGCCUUCUCUCCUGAGCCCCCCUCACCAACAGCCCGCGCUGCAAUUCGAGCAGGCGGAGCAGACUCCCCCCAUGGAUGAAUUUCUCGAGCAAAUGUUCUCGCUCCCGUCCUGGUCCGAAAUGGCGGGCGCCGGCCGCGCCCCCUGGGAAUUCAAUGCUGCGGCCGCCGGCGCUGCCACGCGCCUGGGCGUCGACGCCCAGAAGCUCUUCACCAUGUCGUUGCUGCCCCCCGGAUUGCUGGGCGGCCCGCACACCUCCACCACCACCACCAACAACAACAACACCAACAACAACAAUGCCACCAGCAACAACAACAACAACCACAGCGGCCGCGAUUUGCAAGACGGAGCCGAUUCCGCCCACGUCGGCGAUUCGGUCCUCGGCUAUUCCAACGACGAUCACCUGCUCGGUGCUCGCCUGCGCGGCCUGCAAGAAACUCCCUCAUCCGUUCCAGGUAUCGGAACUCGAGCAGGAGCGACUCUGACCAGGUCCCCGUCCGUAGGAAGCAGCGGAAGCGAAGGAUCAGGUGGACCCCAAUCGCCUCCUCCCAUUGCCCCGACAUGGAGGCAGCCAUACGUAGGUGGCGUCCCACCUUUGCCAUUGGGUUUAGGACAAGCAAAACCAGAAACGCUUCUUCGUGGUGACUCCGGAGAAGCGCAUCUUCUUGGGAAAAGGCCUCGUGAUGAGGACGAGGUCUCCAUGAGAGAGGCUCAUACAGGGAACAAUGUUCGCGAUGCACCGCAAGGACUUUUCGCCUCCUUCACCGGUGGCCAAGUGACCCAGAACCAAGUGCCUCGCUCAGCUGGGCAACAGUCCCAUCAGCAGGGAAAUGGUGCCUCGUCUCAAGGGGUGCAAGGACAAGGACAAGCGCUGCCCACGUACGGGAGCCCCUCGAUAACGGCGACGACGCAACCCCAUUCGAAUUCGGGUGUGGCCGUGGCAGCUCGACCUCGAGUCCGAGCGCGACGUGGCCAAGCCACCGAUCCGCACAGCAUUGCCGAGAGGCUCCGAAGAGAAAGGAUAGCGGAGAGAAUGAAGGCAUUGCAGGAGCUCGUGCCCAAUUCAAACAAGACCGACAAAGCCUCUAUGCUGGAUGAAAUUAUCGAGUAUGUGAAAUUUCUGCAACUGCAAGUUAAGGUGAGUGUUGAGCAUGAGCAGACUAGGAGGAGCCGGAGCUGUGGCGCCCCUCGUCGCCGACUUGCCCUCCGAGGUAGGACCGAGCAGCUAUGUGAGCGCGACGAUCGGGCGCAGCAACGGAGCGCCGGGGCCAUCGCAGGACGGGCUGGCGCUGACGGAGAGGCAGGUGGCGCGGCUCAUGGAAGAGGACAUGGGCUCGGCCAUGCAGUACCUGCAGAGCAAGGGGCUGUGCCUGAUGCCCAUAAGCCUGGCGACGGCCAUCUCGAGCACGAACUCGAGGUCGCAAGGGGGAGGGGCUGGGGCUGGUGCAGGGGCAGCAGGCACCCAGCAGCAGCAGCAAGGGUCCGGCGACCGCCACCGGUCGGAAUCGGGCGCGGCGGGCCAGGCGGCCAGCCAAGCGCCGAUGAGCUCGAGCGCGGCCGCGUCGGUCAGCGCGGCCAUGGACGUGGACGGCGCCAGCCAGAUGGGCAACGGCGCGGCCAAGAGCAACGCCGGCAGCAGCGCCGGCAACCACAGCGCCAGCGCCGGCAGCAAGGACGGGCGCGACGCCGGCGACAGCAAGAGCGCCGGCGCCGGCGGGGCCCCGGCCUCCAAGCAGUCCCCGAAGGCCUCGAAAUUCAAGGGCAAGGACGAGUCCCAACGACGAAGCCAAUAGCUCGCGCUCGCGCUCGCGGUCGAGAAGCAGGUACUCAGUUCCCGGUGAAGUCAGCAACCCAAAGCAAUUUUGCUAGCGUCCAGGUAUUCUGUGCUGGGAGAUGUGGGUGCCGUGCCACAGGUCUGGCCUAAGCUUUUCAUCGACGGAUUCCACUCUCCACACUCCCUCCCCCCAUCCCCUCUCCACACUCUCCACCACCCUCUCCCCCUCGCUCGCUCGCUCGCUCGUCUGCUCGAGGUAUUAUCAAUCACGCACAACCCGGUCCGAUGGUUGGUGCCCGUGCCGAGCGGCAGCAGGCUCUUGGCGGCUGCUCUUGGCACCUUUUUAAGUCAUGCGGUUGAAGCAACCAUGUUGGGAUCGUGCAGAGCAACGCAUCAGAACACCUCGAAUCUGAAUCCUCGCUUCAUGGUAACCGAUUCCGAGUGUCACCACCUUUGUUUCGGCGGACAGCCACCUCCUCCCGUGCAAGCAGCAGCAGCGAGGCGCAGCGAUGCAGGAGGGCCCGUUGUUCUUCACUCGGUCUCCGAUCACAGAAAGAAAGAAAGUCAUACGGGAAAAUUAUAUGAUCCCUGAAAGUUUCCUCAGUCUGACACCAACCGUGUUCGUGUGCAGGGUUUGGAAGGACUACAAAUCAGGGUGCUAUCUAGUUUCAACUUACUCUGUAUUUCUUCCAUUGCUUACAAACUUCAUAAACUUAAACGUGCCAGGUUACUGUUUUCGGUAGCUUCGCCAUGUACCAAAUUCAAGGACACUUCUUGUUGUGCUCUGCUCAAAUUCAUGCAAGGCCACCUGAGCAGAAAAGUCUCAGGCAAGAGGCUUGCGCCCUUUACAAUGAAGU